Molecule: messenger RNA, 1665 nt
Organism: Pieris rapae (cabbage white)
Lineage: Eukaryota; Metazoa; Arthropoda; Insecta; Lepidoptera; Pieridae
Gene: mei-218
Exons: 1
Coding region: 1-1665 (554 amino acids)
Source: RefSeq, a predicted model, not a curated record
AUGAAAACAUCUAUUUGUGAUUUCUUAGAUAACAUGAACAAUGAAACAAUCGUCAGAUUUCCUCCGCUUCGAUUUCUAUUGAAAUUAGAUGUUAUGGAUUUGUGUGAUGCUUUUCCUGAACUAGGUGAUUUAAUUCAUAAUGAGCCUGUUAAAUUUAAUAACAUUUGUAACGAAAUCUUUUUCGCAUGCCUUAAAUCUACAGAAAAUGAAUAUACGCAAUCGAUUCAGACGUCACAAGUGACUGUUACAAUUAGACUGAAAAGUUUACCACGUGUUUUAUCUCGAUCCACAAGCCAAUCGCGAUGCGGAAAUAUAGUAACACAUUUUGGAUUACUUUUGAAGAUAUCAAAACUGACAAGUAAUGUAUUUCAUUCAGUUUGGUCCUGUCCAGAAGAAUGCGAUGGUAAUGAGGUUAUACUACACUAUAUACCUAAAGCAUCACCUAAGUGCUCACUUUGCAAGAGCACGAUGUUCGAGAACAGCGGUCUAAGACGCUGUGGCGAACAAGUAGUCGCUACUUUUAAACUAAAAAAUACUUUACUAUGCAAAAGGUUCACCAUUAUUGACGACCUUAUCCCAAUGCUGACGUUGGGAUCAACUUAUUUCAUUCAUACGGUGGUUUUGAAGCAAACUGUCGCUGUUUGGUCUUUAGAAGAACAUAUCAUGCUCCAUGUGCCACCAACGUUCUCUGCACCUUCAGACAUAAAAGAUCUUUAUGAAGCGUGCGAUGGUUGUCCCUUAAAAUUUAUCUAUUGUCUUGCGUCAAGUAUUGGAGUUAAUGUCUGCCCAAUAAAUUGUUUCAUGAACGCUAAAAUUAAUCUCCUACUAAGUUUGAGUAGCCUUAAGGCUCACUUAUGUACUGGGACCGCCAUAAUACAUUUUCUAGCAGUAGGCUUAGAUACUGGUUAUGUAGCCGAGCUGAUGAGACGAGCUGCGUUCUUAGCUGAUCGGAACACGAUUCUAGGGUUGUCUAAUACUGUGGUUGAGACGGCACUUAUAGCGUCAUCAGGAGGGGUGUGUGUUAUGCCUUUACCCCUUAAAGUAUAUAAUCAAAAACAGCUAAACACUCUAAUGUCUUCAAUUGAAACAGGAGACAUUAACUUAGACGUAGGAAAAGCUAAACUAAAGUGUGCUGUAUGGGCACAAGGAAUGGAUUUAAAAAAAAAUACCCUAUGUAACAUCGGAAGUGUAUUUGGCUUGAUUUCACGUGGUGACAAUCAGGAAGAUGAAGACGACCUAGCCGAUUUUACAUUCCAAGCUGCUGUGGAACCUGCGAAGACAACUAAGGAAGAAUUACAGGCACUUAAAGAUGUGUCGAAUUAUAUUGAAUUAGUAGCAGCAUAUACAGUCAUUGUAACUGAAGAAACAGAGAAUGUACUUCGUAAUUAUUUUUUAGCUGCUCGUAGGGAGAAGCCUAAAACUGUGAGUGUAAAAUGUAUGGAGGCGCUAGUAGCGGUGUGUAUGACGUCAGCAAGGUUGUGUCGACGCAACGCCACAAAUAUUAAUGACGCAGUAUUUGCUAUUUGGUUGCAUGUAAGCGGUUUACCAAGCCCAAGAUUUGCACCAGAAGAAUGUCUAGAGACACCAGCAAAUAUUAAAAAAUUUGAUAAAGUUAUUAAACUAUUUAUAAGUUGGCUAGAACAAUUUACUGGAACUAUUUUUUAA